AUGUCCGGCCUCGAACUCGGCCUCGCAAUAGCCGGCCUAGUCAGCACCGGCGCGAUGCCGCUGCUCACGUCGGCAGUAAAGCGAUACCGCCGCACCCGUGACCGCACCCGUCAACCCCCCAUUCCUGCUCCUCCUCUUCCUCCAGCAGCACCACUACCACCGCUACCGCCGCCGGCGUAUGAGGAGGUAUAUCCGCCCGGAUACUACGCCUACCCCUCUGCAGCACCACCGCCGGGGCAAACACCGCGGAAGGAGCGGGAACGGGAAAGAGAAAGAGGACGGGAUAAGGGGCGGAAGAGCGGGAGCAACAGAGGGAGCAGAGGGCGGAAAGACGGGAGGGGUGCGGGUGGCGGGGAGGUGUACUACCUGCAGCACCCGAGUGCGAACGCGAGUGCCGCCUCGUGGAGCUCCAGCACGGGUAUCUACCAGCUGCAGAACUCGAGUGCGUGCUCGGGGAGUUCGGGCGGGAGCUCGAGCUCGAGGGCGGGCAUGGGCAUGGGGUGCUCGGGCAUGGGGUGCGCGGGCGGCUGGAGCUACAGCGGCUGCGGCGGCUACAACGGCUACAACGACUGCUACGGCGGCUGCUACAAUGACUGCUACAACGACUGCUCCGCGUGUUGCUGUGGGCAUGCUUAUGGGUGCUGCGCAUAG
This is a messenger RNA of Tricharina praecox, 651 nucleotides long. RefSeq lists its product as uncharacterized. The record is from RefSeq and is a predicted model, not a curated record. Bases 1 to 651 code for a protein of 216 amino acids. The transcript has a single exon. Lineage: Eukaryota; Fungi; Ascomycota; Pezizomycetes; Pezizales; Pyronemataceae.